Molecule: messenger RNA, 3887 nt
Organism: Tachysurus fulvidraco (yellow catfish)
Lineage: Eukaryota; Metazoa; Chordata; Actinopteri; Siluriformes; Bagridae
Gene: itih5
Product: inter-alpha-trypsin inhibitor heavy chain 5
Exons: 14
Coding region: 170-3139 (989 amino acids)
Biological process (GO): hyaluronan metabolic process
Molecular function (GO): serine-type endopeptidase inhibitor activity
Source: RefSeq, a predicted model, not a curated record
UGUGUGUGUUUGCGUGGGUGUUUGUGGUUUUGUGUGUGUGUGUGUGUGCGCGCGCGUGUUUUCACCAUGGUCGAGUAUAGUCUGGGUGGGAAACGACUGCACACAGUUCUCUGCUCUGGAUUAUACAGAUGCGUGCGCUUUGCUCUAUCUGCGCACAUCUCGAGCUGAAAUGUUGCUCCUCGUGUCUCUUAUCGCUUUGUGCUGUAACCACGCAGCUUUUGCUGAAAACGAGUAUGCAGCUGAUCUUUCCGAGGAUGUCGAGCUUGAUGAUGAUCUAAUUGCAGAAUUGGACUUGGGCACGGCACCACGCAGAGUCCCUCGGCAGGUGAAAACAUUUUUAAGGAGGGAAACUAAGCCACACAUACAGGAGUUCUCUGUGUCAAGCACCAUCAUCUCCCGCUAUGCUUUCACUGCCGUGUCCUGCACCAUGAUAAACAGACUCAGCGCAGCAUCUGAGGCAGUUUUCAUGUUUCACAUCCCAGCAGCUGCCUACAUCUCCAACUUUACAAUGAUUGUGGGAGGGAGAGUCUUCCCCAGUCAGAUCAAGGCAAAGGAAAAGAAACUGAAAAAGGACAGGAAGGAGAACAAUGGCACGCCAAAGAGCAAGGACUCAGCAGAGCACAGUGAGGGUGAGAUGGAGUUGUUUCGCAUGCCUGUGAAAAUCCCUGGGCGAAACCGUGCCAUCUUUCUUCUGACGUAUGAAGAGCUGCUGCAGAGACGUCUGGGUUUUUACCAGCAUAUGACAAGUGUUAGGCCCAUGCAGCUGGUCAGCAAGCUCAGUGUGGCCAUUACCAUCAUAGAGCACUCUCGCAUCAAGCACCUCGAGGUUCUCCCUUUGCGCAGAAGCAAAACAUCUGGCUCCAGGAACAACAGCAAGACAGAUGGUAACGCGGGUCUGCCCCCUUCCACGUUGGUCCGACAGAAUGAGACAUUCUGCAAGAUCACUUUUAACCCUAACAUCGUUCAGCAGGUCAGGAUCGCUAACAACGGCAUGCUAGGAGAUUUUAUUGUGCGCUAUGAUGUGGAGAGAGAGUUGGGAAUCGGUGACAUUCAGGUGCUGGAUGGACAUUUUGUGCAUUACUUCGCCCCCAAAGACUUGCCUGUUGUACCCAAGAAUGUUGUAUUUGUGAUUGACACCAGUGCCUCCAUGCUGGGGACCAAAAUGAAACAGACUAAAGAAGCUCUGUUCACUAUCCUGGGUGACUUGCGUCCGAAUGAUCACUUUAAUUUCGUCAGUUUCUCCAACCGUGUGCGAGUGUGGCAGCCAGGCAAGCUGGUGCCUGUUACACCAAACAGUGUUCGUGAUGCCAAGAAGUUCAUCUACAUGAUCUCACCCACUGGAGGCACAGACAUUGACAGUGCCCUGCAAGCCGGCUCGUCAUUGCUCAGAGACUACCUGUCACAACAGGAGGAGUCAAAUCACAACAGAGUGUCACUCAUUAUCUUCCUGACUGAUGGACGGCCCACAGUGGGAGUGGUCCAGACGCCACUCAUUCUGGGAAACGCAAAGGCAGCCGUGCAGGAGAAGUUCUGCAUCUUUACUAUUGGGAUGGGCAACGACGUUGACUAUAAACUCCUGGAUCGCAUGGCACUGGAGAACUGUGGCACAAUGAGGAGAAUUCCAGAAGAUGCUGAUGCUAACACCAUGCUGAAAGGAUUCUAUGCAGAAAUCGGCACCCCUCUGCUCUCGGAUAUUCAUGUUGAAUAUUCAAACGAUGCUGUUGAGUACGUCACACAGAACCUCUUCCCCAAUUAUUUCAAUGGCUCUGAGAUCGUUGUAGCUGGAAAGCUGACCAAUCGUAGCUCAGAUUCCCUUCACGUGCAGGUGAAAGCCACCAACAGCGAUCGCAGCCUUGUAAUUGAGAAGGACAUCUCUCUGAGUGAGCAAGAGCAUGUAACAAAGCGGCGUGUUGAGGAGGCCGAUGCUGGUGCAAAUGCGGAUGGCUACGUCGAGCGCCUCUGGGGCUUUCUGAGUGUGAAAGAUGGACUAAAUGGUCGCUUACGCAGCCACACGAGCUCUGAAAGAGAGAACUUUACUCAACGGGCCACCGAACUCGCGCUUUCUUACAACUUCCUCACGCCAUUAACACAAAUGAAGGUGGAGACGCCACAAGUGCUUGCUGAUGGAACCAUAGCAGACACUGAGCCUACAGAAACCCCAUCUGUACACUCAGAUUUGGCCAAUCAGUUAGCAGAGGAGGAGCCGAUGGGAGAAACACCCCAAAGCCUGCACAGAAAUAAAGAACAACCAGCAACAGUGGCCACAGCUGGCAAGGCCACAAACGGACUUAAAAGACCGGCCAAAAAGUCUGUCACUCUAUCCAAAACAUCAGCGGAUGGAGAUCCUCACUUUGUGGUUGACUUCCCUAUGAGUAAACUUGCUGUCUGUUUCAACAUUAAUGGAGAGCCUGGGGACGUCCUCCGCUUAGUAACCGACCACAAACACUCUGGUGUAACUGUAAAUGGGAAGCUGAUUGGCGCUCCAGCACCUCCUGGCAGUCAUAAGCAGCAGCGAACAUAUUUUAGUUCCAUCAUUAUUGUUGUUGACAAGCCGAGGCGCUCGUACAUCGAGGUGACUUCACGUAAAGUUAUCAUGGACGGCCUCGAUCGUCUCAUCCUUCCGUGCAGCUCCAGUGCUGCGGUGGAAAACAAACACUUCUCAGUGGCUAUAGUUGCUAAUGCCAAUGUCACGGUUACAAUUCAGGGAACAAUCCAGUUCAUCAUCUUGAUGCAUAUUUAUAAAAACCCAGCCCCUUACCAGCGAGAUCAUCUGGGCUUCUACAUAGCCGAGAGCAAGGGACUUAGCAAGGAUACACACGGACUUUUAGGUCAGUUUAUCUAUGAAGAAGUCACACUAAUACAGCUUCCUGGAAACAUCACAGCAGCAACAGGAAAUGACCCACACGAAAUGAGCAUUACCCAGGGUAACCCUGAGACAGGUCACAUGGCCCUGAGGGUGAAGGAGCGCACUGUGGAUGUGGUAAAGAAGAGCAGACAUAUUUAUUCUGGGACACAAACUGUCCACUGCUGGUUUGCCAGGAAUAAUGCUGCGAAUCUGAUUGAUGGACAAUACAAGGACUAUGUAGUGGCUCACAUGUUUGACAUGGAGGACUGGCCUCAUGGAGCAAAUGGACACUGAGACACGCACACACACAAUCACAGAAUAGCACAAUCAGGUAUUGAUGCACAAAUCCACAGGAAAAAGCCAAACCUCUUUACCACAGGUCUUUAAAAAUUCUAUAUUCAGUGUAGUGUGCAUUAUAUCUGAAUAAUAUUGGCUCUUUAUACUACUGCAUAACUCUUUAUAAAAAUUUUACAUUUUUGUACUUUGUACUUAAAAUUUAUUUGUUUAUUUGUGUGUUUCUAAUUGUUUUAAGAAUUCUAUUCUGAUAAUGGGAUUUUAAUUAUAACAUUAUAGAAGCUAAAUAAAACUAUUUAGCUUUUUCAGAAGAACCACUUUUGAACAUUUACGCAUAGAAAGGCAACUAUAAUAGCGUUUAACUAUGACAAUGUUUAUAUGAUGUUUACAAUAAAAAUUAGACUAAUAUGAAUUUGAUAGUUGCUUUCACAGCCCUUUUAGACAUGCUAUGUAGGAAUUUUAAAAGUUCACUUUCCUCUACCAGAUAGUCUAGUGGUGUAAUGCGAUGCCAGUGACUGUAUCUGAAUCUACAUUAACAUCAAUCCAUAUCUGUUUAUAUCUAUAACUGUUUACUGCUCAAAAUAUUUGUCUGUAUUCAGAUUCAAACCAAAUAUGGACAUGGACUCUUAAAAAAAAAAUCAAUCCAACUUAUCCUAUUAUUUUGCAUUUAUUUUAUUUAUUUAUUGUUUGCACACCAAAGUUACUUGUGCUCACAAUGUUAUAAAGCUAUGAGAAUCUGUUCAUGGGA